AUGCUGACCAUUGUGCUCAUCGACCUCUUGCAGCUCCACCCCAGGCUGCGGAAGCUGUUCCACUAUGAGGCGGGGGCAAUCUCGAAGCCCGAGGGCUGGGAAGACGAGGCCGUGCUGAAAGAGGCCAGUUCCAUGCCGCUCACUUCCGAAGCCGCGGUGCACGUCUCAAAUGUGCGGAAAGUCUACGGUCCGGUGGGGCUCAACAAGUGCUGCGGCAGCAUGAGGAGUGCCCUCCACGCGGUCAAGGGUGUGAACUUUGGGAUGAGGUAUGGGGAGGUUUUUGGUCUGCUUGGCACUAAUGGUGCUGGCAAAAGCACGAUGUUCAACAUGAUCGCAGGCCACUUCUCGCCCACAGAAGGCGCCAUCACCGUGGCCGGCCUUGACAUGAGCACAGGCGCUGGUUCUCGCAGGGCGCGGACGCGGACGGGUUACUGCCCCCAGGACAACGCAUUGCUGGAGAUGAUGACGACCCGCGAGCACUUGUUCUUCUACUCGAACCUGAAGGGGGUGCCGUCUGCCGCCAUCCCCAAGGUGGUCGAGGCGAAGCUGGAGCAGCUUGGCCUCGCGAGUUUCGCGGACAACUACGCCGCGAACCUGUCGGGCGGCAACAAGCGGAAGCUGAUGGUCGCGUGCGCACUGAUCGGUGACCCUCCGAUCAUCUUGGCCGACGAGCCAUCGGCAGGAAUGGACCCGGUGGCGCGGCGCUUCAUGUGGGGCGUGCUCCAGAACGUGUCAGCUCGGCGGAAACGCAGCAGCGUGCUCCUGUCCACGCACUCCAUGGAGGAGUGUGAGGCUCUCUGCGCCCGGUCCGCCAUCAUGGUCAACGGGGUCUUCCGGACCAUCGGGUCCAACCGGGAGAUCCGUGCACGCUACGGCGGCGCCUACGAGCUCAUGUGCAAGGUCAGCCGGCCGACCGAUGCGCAGUUGGAGGCUCUUACGUCGAAGUGGGGGCAGCCCGAGGACGCACGGCUGGGCAAGCGAUGGGCGGCUGAGGCGAUGAAGGACAAUGAGUUCAUCGUGGCUGCCCUAGACGGGCCGAGCAGCCCCUUCGUCGACGCCAGCGCCGCCGUCGCCCCCAAGGUUUUGGCGGAGUGGUGGAUCAAUACAGCCCGCUUCCAGAACCUCCAUGCCUUCGUGCCCAGCAUGUGCUACAGUGCUGAGAUCGUCGAGUGGCAAGGCCCCAUGUCCCAGUACAAGAUCUGGAGCCAUAGCAGCCUUGGGGACCUCUUCACCCAAAUGGAGGAGAGAAAGGAUUCACUGGAGGUCACGGAGUACUCGCUGUCCGCAACGACGUUGGAGCAGAUCUUCAACAGCUUCGCCCGUCAGCAGGAGGGGCAGGACAGGCUUGAGGCAAGCGAGCAGCAGCCGGCUCACGCUGCGCACGAUCUCAGUCGUUUCCUGGCGAUUGCGCGGGGCAAAGCUAAGGUGGUCCCCGUUGCUGGGCCUACCGCCGACAUGAUCACCGCCAUGACGAAGCCUUUGGAUGGCCAGCACGUCUCGAUCUUCGUGGUGGACAACUCCAAACUGAAAGCAGUCACACCAGGACUGGGCUACCGCACCGCGAAGGACCUGGGCGCCAUGGCCAGCGCCGAGGCGUUCGUGGGCGCGGCAUGGGGCUCCACAGUGCAGGGCGUGGAGACCGGGGACGGUUGGCUUCAGGUCGGCCAGUGGUAUCUGCCGCUCAAGGUGCGGAGGAGGGGCCAGUCGAGACACCAGCGGCCCUCCCCCUCGGAGAUCUUGACGUCUCAAUUCUUGAUGCUUCGCGUCUCCCCACCAGCCCAUCCAACAACAGACACCAGGUGA
Prorocentrum cordatum is the source of this 1803-nucleotide messenger RNA. The record is from the annotation of a GenBank genome assembly. NCBI's taxonomy places the organism in Eukaryota, Dinophyceae, Prorocentrales, Prorocentraceae.